This is a messenger RNA of Lipotes vexillifer (Yangtze River dolphin), 246 nucleotides long. It is a transcript of the gene HAMP, whose product is annotated as hepcidin antimicrobial peptide. The coding region runs from base 1 to 246 and encodes 81 amino acids. Gene Ontology annotation, cellular component: extracellular region. The record is from RefSeq and is a predicted model, not a curated record. NCBI's taxonomy places the organism in Eukaryota, Metazoa, Chordata, Mammalia, Artiodactyla, Lipotidae. The transcript has 3 exons. Gene Ontology annotation, biological process: intracellular iron ion homeostasis; negative regulation of iron ion transmembrane transport; defense response to bacterium.
AUGGCACUGAACACGCAGAUCCGGGCCGCCUGCCUCCUGCUUCUCCUGGUCAGCCUGACCAGUGGCUUCGUUCUCCCGCCCCCGACAAGACAGCUUGCAGACCUCCAGACCCAGGACACAGCAAGAGCCGCAGCUGGCUUGACGCCCGUGCUCCAGAGGCUGAGACGAGACACCCACUUCCCCAUCUGCACGUUCUGCUGCGGCUGCUGUUAUAAAGCAACGUGUGGGUUAUGCUGCAGAACAUAG